Messenger RNA from Lactuca virosa, 429 nucleotides. NCBI's taxonomy places the organism in Eukaryota, Viridiplantae, Streptophyta, Magnoliopsida, Asterales, Asteraceae. The record is from the annotation of a GenBank genome assembly.
AUGUAUGUAUGUUCCUGUAGAUUUUCAUUACAAGGGGGUAUUUGCGCCAAAGUCGUUGGUAUACUUGGACCAUGUAAAAAAAUUGUUCGUGAUGUGGAUUUUGGUGGAUUUACGUAUAAAGAAUUUAUUUUGUGGCUUACGAAAUUAACCGAAGGAGACUAUGAUAAUGUCUACUACUGUAAUAGAAAUCAAUGCUUGGUUGAGGGUAUAAGAAGAAUCGACAGUGAUGCUGAUUAUCAGGAGUUUGUAGAAGCUAUUUAUAGUGAUGCUAAGUUGGAUGUGUAUAUUGAUCACCAAAAUGAACCAAUUCUUGAUUGGGCUGAUAACGAGGUUUUAGCAGAUGAUAUAAGUGAUGAUAAUGAGUAUGACUUGGAUGAAGAAGAUGAUAAGGACUCAGAAAUUUCUAAUACUACGAAAUAUGAACAUUAA